AAUAUUUUUUUUUAUGCCAUAUAAUAUUUUGAGUCCAAAAACCUUAUCAUUACUCUCUGCUUCAAGUUACUGCAACUCUUGUCUUGUUCUUCGCCAUUAGAGUCCAAUACUAGCUUUUUUUUCUUCUAAUGUGUGAACACUCUUCACGCUUUCAGUACUAUUUCUUCUCCUUAAACUCUGCUUCCGUUACACUUGUAAUCCAUGCAAAAAUUCCCCCCACCUCUUUCUAACUCUUACCUUCCCAACAUUCAACCUCCAUUUACAGAUGUUUAUGAUUAAUCGGUUCUUGCCUUUUUAAGGACUUGGAGGUAGGGGAGAUUCAUUCAGUCAUCAAUGGAUUACAUGAAGCUUCAAUUUCUGAUACUCGUUUGUUUUUUUCUCUUCAUUGUUCCGGCGAGUUCAUCGCCUCGGGAUAUCGCUAUUUUACUCCGGGUUAAGUCCGGCCAACUCGAUGACCCGAAUGGGUUGCUUGAUGAUUGGAACGGGUCUGCUCCAAAUGCGCCUUGCAGCUGGAACGGGAUUAAGUGUGAUCGGAAAACCGGUCAGGUUGUGUCCAUUGAUUUUGCAAGUUUUGGAAUCGCUGGUCGUUUUCCUGCUGAUUUCUGCCGGAUUUCGACUUUGCAGAAACUCAAUCUGGGUGAUAACAGUUUUGGUGAGUCCAUUUCCUCUGACUCAUGGUCACUCUGUUCGCAUCUACACUUUUUGAAUAUUUCUUUAAAUUUCUUUGUUGGCCGGCUGCCGGAGUUUAUUACCAAGUUCGAUAACUUGACCAUCCUUGAUGUUAAUUCAAACAAUUUCUCCGGUGAAGUUCCGGCGAGUUUAGGCCGUUUACCAAAAUUACAAGUGCUGAAUAUAGCUAACAAUCUCCUCAAUGGUUCAAUUCCUGAGUUCUUGACGAAUCUUACCGAGUUGACUCGAUUGGAAAUUGCUGCAAAUCCGUUUCAGCCAGGUCCAUUGCCUUCCUCAAUCGGCCGACUCGGUAAGCUUCGAAUUUUCUAUGCUCGGUAUGCGAACCUUAUUGGAAAUUUUCCAGAUUCUAUCAAAGACCUGAAAUCUAUUCAGAAUUUUGAUGUGGCAAACAACAAUCUCUCCGGAAAAAUUCCAGAAAGCUUCGGAGAACUCAAAACCAUACAACAAAUAGAGCUCUUUGGAAACCAUUUUUCAGGCGAAUUGCCGGACAUGUUUUCCGGUCUUGGUUCUCUUUCCAGGUUUGACGCUUCUGAGAACAAUCUCACCGGGAAAAUACCUGAAACCCUUGCCCAUUUGCCAUUGGAAUCUCUAAAUCUCAAUGAUAACCAAUUAGAAGGCGAAAUUUCAGAAAAUUUAGCUCUUAACCCAAAUCUUAGUCAGUUCAAGCUUUUUAACAACAGAUUUUCAGGUACUUUACCUCAAAAUUUUGGUUUAAGUUCAGAUUUAGAUGAGUUUGAUGUCUCCGGCAACAAUCUAAAAGGUUCUUUACCUCCCAACCUAUGUUCUAGAAAGAAACUUAGGAUUUUGAACCUGUUUGAUAAUAAGUUCAAUGGGCCAAUCCCAGAAUCCUAUGGGCAGUGUUAUUCACUAUCAUAUGUGCGUAUCUAUAACAAUCAAUUCUCUGGUGAAUUACCAACUGGUUUCUGGGGAUUUGAUGGAUACACAUUUCUUGAACUGCGAAACAACAACUUUCAAGGUUCAAUUCCAGCUUCAAUCUCCAAUGCUCGAGGCCUGACACAAAUUCUUAUCUCCGGCAACAAGUUCUCCGGGGAAUUGCCAGCAGAACUAUGCAAUUUGGAAGAGGUUGUGAUCAUGGACAUUAGCAAGAAUCAAUUAUCAGGGGAGUUGCCUUCGUGUAUCACAAGAUUGAAAACAUUACAGAAGCUUGAUCUUUCACAAAAUAGGAUCAAGGGUCAAAUUCCCAAAUCAGUUAGUUCUUGGAAUGACCUGACUGAAUUGAAUUUAGCUAACAAUCAAUUGACAGGUGAAAUUCCUGGUGAGCUUGGGACGUUACCGGUCUUAACCUACUUAGACCUUGCCACAAACUUGCUUUCUGGCGAAAUUCCAUCUGAGCUGAGCAAACUCAAGCUCAACAAAUUCAAUGUAUCAAAUAACAGGCUGGAAGGGAAAGUUCCACUUGGGUUUGAUAACGAUUUUUUCGUCUCAGGUUUACUGGGCAAUCCGGAUCUUUGUAGUCCGGAUCUUAAGCCUCUGCCCCAAUGCCGAAGACCCAAAAGUGUAAGCUUGUACUUGGUGUGUAUUUUAUCAGCUUUUGCCUUCAUACUUGUCGGGUCACUUGUUUGUGUCUUACUCAAGGCCAGUAAGCUGCUACCAAUCCGUAGCAAGCGUAAAAGUGUGUGGAGAAUUACUGCAUUCCAACGCGUCGGUUUCACAGAGAGAGAUGUGUUAGAUGCACUGAUAGAGGAAAAUCUCAUUGGAGCUGGUGGGUCGGGUCGUGUGUACCGGGUCAAAUUGAAAAACGGACAGAUGGUAGCAGUGAAGAAACUUUGGGCGGCUAAACGGGAAAGAGAAUCCGAGGAGGUGUUCAGGUCUGAGGUGGAGACAUUAGGGAGAGUCCGGCAUGGAAACAUAGUCAAAUUACUAUACACUGGCAUUGGUGAUGACUUUAGGAUAUUGGUGUACGAAUACAUGGAAAAUGGAAGCUUAGGAGAUGUAUUACAUGGGGAAAAAGGUGGCUUGUUAUUGGAUUGGCCGAGGAGAUUUGCCAUAGCAGUUGGAGCAGCUCACGGAUUGGCCUAUUUGCACCAUGAUUCUGUGCCAGCAAUAGUGCACAGAGAUGUUAAGUCUAAUAACAUUUUGUUGGACGAGGAUUUCAGGCCCAAAGUGGCUGAUUUUGGGCUAGCUAAGGCAAUGCAACGGGAUGCUGAGGAGAGUGAACAAGCCAUGUCCCACAUUGCUGGUUCCUACGGCUACAUUGCACCUGAAUAUGCAUACACUCUGAAGAUCACUGAGAAGAGUGAUGUUUAUAGCUUUGGUGUGGUACUGUUGGAACUAAUAACUGGUAAAAGGCCUAAUGACUCCUCUUUCGGAGAGAACAAGGACAUUGUCAAGUGGGUGUUAGAGGUUGCAACAUCGUCUAAGAAAGAUGAAGGAACUGGCCAUAUUGUUACGUGCGCAAGUGGUAUUCUUGAUUUGAACCAGCUAGUUGACCAGAGAAUGAAUCCAUCUGCAAGCAAUUAUUCAGAGAUUAAAAAUGUUUUCGAUGUGGCUUUGCUUUGCACUUCAGCAUUGCCUAUUAAUAGGCCCUCCAUGAGAAGAGUUGUUGAGUUGCUGAAGGUUAUCCCCUCUGCUCGCUCUAAAACAACCCAUUAGCUUUUCACAGUUUCAACAUGUCCUUGCUCAAGUAACUUGAUACUAUUGUAAACUGUAAAAGAAUGUGUGAAAUUAGGUGUGUUUAGGUCUGCUUCAUAGGUCGAUUUAGUUUGCUUGCUGUGGUUUAACAAGUACCUUGUUAGAUACUCCAGUACUACACAGAGUAGCUUAACUAAAAGUUUGCUGACCCUGUAAAACUCAUGUUGUAACGACUAAACCUUAAGAGUUUUUGUUGCAAUAUAUGAACUUUACUAUCAUAUACAA
This is a messenger RNA of Solanum tuberosum (potato), 3567 nucleotides long. RefSeq names its product LRR receptor-like serine/threonine-protein kinase HSL2. Lineage: Eukaryota; Viridiplantae; Streptophyta; Magnoliopsida; Solanales; Solanaceae. Gene Ontology annotation, biological process: protein phosphorylation. The transcript is spliced from 2 exons. The coding region runs from base 334 to 3303 and encodes 989 amino acids. Gene Ontology annotation, molecular function: receptor serine/threonine kinase binding; protein kinase activity; ATP binding. The record is from RefSeq and is a predicted model, not a curated record.